ACACAAAAAUGAAAUUUUUGUUCGUGAUUUGUUUGGUUGUGGCGCUAGCUGGCGGGAUAGUUGCUCAUGGGAUCAAAGGUGAACCAAUUCCUUAUUCAACUGAGACAAUUUGGGGAGAAUGGUUUUCCUGUGAUAUCGAACGAUGUGCAUCUGAUUGCCGUAAAAAAUGUGAGGACCUCGUCGGCUUUUCGUGUACGAAACCGUGGUGGAAUCCCAAAUAUAGUUGUGUCUGCAAGUGCCCGCUGAAUCUGGAAGAAUUAUUCGAAAAAGAAUAAUAAUUUCAUUCUCUUAUUUUAAGCAAAGAUGAAUAAAUGGUUAACUUU
Molecule: messenger RNA, 323 nt
Organism: Caenorhabditis elegans
Lineage: Eukaryota; Metazoa; Nematoda; Chromadorea; Rhabditida; Rhabditidae
Gene: F57C2.4
Product: Toxin
Exons: 2
Coding region: 9-275 (88 amino acids)
Source: RefSeq, marked reviewed